CUGUCAUAGUCAAGAAAAAAGAAGCAGCAAUAGAACAUCCGAAGAAGAAAUUUUCUUAGACAGUUAAGACAUUUUCACAGGUGUAGACGUACAUGUACAUAUAUUAUUUCAUAAGUGUUCAACAAUUCAUCUUUAAUUUAGAAAUAAAAAAACACAAUUUUAAUUUAAUUUUUGGUAAAAAAAUACAAAAGCAAUAAAAAGCAAAUCUACGAAACGAAAUUAUAAACGAAAAGUGAAAAAAAAUCAUAUAAGCUAUAGUGAAAUAACGAAUGAAAACGAAACGAAUUUUCUAAAAAAGAAUCAAGUGAAUCGACAAGGAAACGGGAAUACAUUUUAAUAUUUGAUUAAAUACAAUACAAAGAUUUUCUGGGAUACAUUUUUUUGGAAAGACCAACGUAUUAUGUAUGGGUUCCAAAAUUGUUAAUUUAGAGAUUUUUCUAAUUUACUUUUUCCUAUUAAUACCAUGGCCCCAUACACAUGUGAUCAAACGUUUGUGUUCCAAAGAUAACAGUCGUUUAGUACGGAAAAUAGUACGUUCAAAAUGGACCCCGAUAUUAGAUAAAUAUCAGGUGAAACUUCCUCUCGAGUGUCCACUGCAUCCAUUUCGUGAUAUAUUUGCACCCCGACAAGAUGCCAAAAAACGUGAUAGGCCCACACAGUGGACGUGCCGGUUGUGUGGCAAAAGUUUCUAUCAGGAGAAAUUUUUGGAUUUACAUUUUGAGACAAGACAUAAAGCAAUUAUAAAUGAGGCUGAAGACGCUGUAUGCUUAGCAGACUAUUGCGAUAUAAUGCGUUGUGAAGUAUUUCAAACGGAGGAGUCAUCUUCGUUGAAAAUUGGCGAUCAAAAUAUUGCUACAGAAAUUGAGGUUUGGGGCGAUUCAUUUGGUCAAAAUUCAGCACUGGCUAAGGCGAAUGUAGCGUAUUUAAGUUUAUUACCCAUCAGAACUUCCUCUAUUGGUGCAUCUCGAACAGCCAAAGUACAAAAUCGUCAAUUAUGUCAGGAUAAAAUUGGCCAAACUAAAUGUCAACAGACUGAAACCUCUAAUGAGAACUAUAUAUAUAGUAGCAACAACAACAAUAACAACAACCCCAACAACAAUGGUGCCUCACGUACAAAAUAUAUGCCACACACACAAACACCAGCCGAGAGCUUAGCAUCAGCAUCAUCAUCCGCAGCACCUCACAUCUACGGGAGCAGCAGUAGUGGUAGUACAAGUUCAGCAGCCUCAGGGUCCACCAGAUCACAAAAAUCCUUUUCAUCGGGAUCCAAUGCUGGUGGCAGCGUCAGUAGUAGUGGUGGCUCCGCAUCCACCACCACCGGCAGCAGCUCAUCGUAUACUACAACGACUAGUAGUACUGCUUCCUCAGCCUCAGCUGCCUCCGCUUCCUCGACCUCCUCGACGACGACGACCACAACAAAUGGAGCGAAAAUGAAUUACGAUUCAUCGCAGGCUGCUGACGGCUCAAAGGAUAAUGAAAGCUCGAAAGUAAAUUCAUCCGAUGAAGAGGGAGAGAAUAGCAGGACCUCAACAGCGAAUGGUCAUCUGACGAAUAUGCAAAAGAUUCGUGCCAACUGUAAGCCCGAAGAGCUGAAUAAGUUGCAGGCGAAAUGUGAAUAUUUAGUGAGGAGUUGCAUUGGAGGCCUUAUUUUGUCCAUGACCGAUCAGCAGUUUAAGGAUAUGGAAGAGGAAAUGAACAAAGCCGUCUGCUGGUAUCUGACCUGCGAUCGCUACUGGGAAGAUGGUCCACUGGAGCCACGUGCCUUUCCUUGGGGUUUAAUUGUAAUCCUGAUUUUCGUUUUAUCCUCGGGCAUUUGUUUUUGUUACUACAUCAUUUGGAUACUGUUUGACUCCGAAGAGACGACAAUCAAUGCCGCCAACAACAACACAACAGACGCCAAUCAUCUUCAUCAUCAACAUCAGCUCUACCAUCCCACAGAGCAAGAACAUCUGCUGCAGCAGCAGUUCCAGCAGCCGGCCCAUCUGCUGCAUCCACAGCAUCGCCAGCAUAUGUAUAUACCCGCCAGCCACCAGUCGCAGCAUCCUUCGGCAUCCCAAAUGCCCGAUCAUUAUCAUUUUCAAGAGUACCCUACUACCGGGAUCCAUCACCAUCCUGGUAUGAGCGCCAGCGCCGAGCAUCAGACCAUCAACAACAGCAAUACCACCAGCAGCCAUCAGCAGCAGCACCACCACCAUCACAAUCAGUACUACUACCACCAGGCCCCGGUCGAGGUCGGACAUCACGAUUUGUACCCCGAACCAGUGCAAUACGACUAUCGUCACAGCCCCAGACGCUACAUCGGCGAUCAGCGUCGGCCGGGUACACCUACGAUUACGAUGGCUACCGGACAGCCAGCGGGGAUCGGCGUGGCGGGCGGGGUUGGCGCACAGACUCCACUGCGUCAUGCGCCGAGCCAGAGUCUGGCCUACCAACAGGACAUUUUAGACCGACGCGACUAUAUAAGUAGUCGGCCCAUAGCCACGACGGUGGUCAGCAGUCACAAUACCUUGGCAUCAACACGUGGACCAAACACCGGCUCCUCGGGAGCCCUCUCCAGUCUCAGUCAUCAUUCGCAGGCGCAGCUAGACUGUGAUAAUACAUUGCCAGCCACCCAUUUGGGCAGCAGCAGCAGCGGUGGCGGUGUCAAGCACUACAACACCAUUCCACGACCCCUAGAGCCGAGACAGCGUUAUGUCAGCGGUUCGCAGCAAUCCCUGAGAGCAUCCUCGUCAACGCACGAAAUCAUCCAAAAUGAAGUUGGACACAAUGAGCAUUAUAUCUAUGUAACCUAUCCGCCGGAUUUAAAGAAACGCUUUUUUGAGAAAUACGAAUAAGGAGGAGGACGAGGAUGAGGAUGAGGAAACAGUACACCCCCUAAUGUGUCCCGCAAUGGAACAGAAUUAUUAGAAUUGCUGAUAUUAGGAUAAGCGAAACUAAUCCUUGCAAUGAAAGAAAGAGAGUGAAACGAAGAAAGAGAGUAAGAGAUAACAUAAUAAUCAUUUUAUUCGUCAUUUUCUUAUGAAAACAAAAUACUCGCAAAUCGGUAGAGAAAAAAGGAAAAACUCUUUUCUUUUAGGAAUUCAUAUUAAAAAGGAUAUCGUUUUUAAUUUUCUUGCGCCUCGCCUCAAAUUUUGUCAUAACAUUGUCACGGCAUGGCACAGUGGUUGGAAAGCAGAAAAAUUAAGAGAAAGUUCCUUUGGAAUUUAAAUAAAAUAUGUUUUCGGCCCUCUGCCGCUCUAAAAAAAAAUACUCCCUUAGGCCAACUUUAGUUCGCCAGAAAAGGCUACCAUUAUUUAAAAGGACUCUACUUAUUAUCCUCCUAAAGUACCAUCUGGUCUAUGAUAGUAGAUUUGUUUACAAUAUGUUAAGGACUUUCAGUGAAAGAAUAGUGGGUAUUAAAAGGAUUUUUUCCAAGGACUUUCAGAGCCUUUCAAAAACAUUUUCGAAGGAGCAUAAUCGUGGAUGUUUACAUAUAUUCUUGGAAUCGUCAAGUUUUUAAGGAAAUUUUCUCAAUUUUGUGGGGAUUUUUUUGAGGGGCAAUAUUGACAAUUAUUUAACAAUUAUUUUUGAACGACAAACUUUGUAAUCAUCGAUGAUUUCUUAAAUAUAUGUUUUGAAGGACUUUUUGGAGUAAAAUUAUAGUUUUUACAGAUAUUAUUGCCAGGACUAUCAGAUCAAUAAUCGUUGAUGUAGGGAACCAUUAAAAACCUACAAUUUUUGUCAUUUAAGGUCUUUCUUGGCAAAGGUCUUUUAAGAAUAUCUGAUUACUAAUCGGUGACAGUUUUAAGGAUUUUCAGGACCAAAAUAUUGUAUCCUUAAGAACGCGAAUUUUUAAAAAAAAUAUUUGUUCAAUAUUUUUCAGGAAUUAUCUGAGUAUAAGGGCAUUUGUAGGAGAAGAUUUUUGUAAAGGAUCAUCCAACAAAUGGUACUUCAUUCUUGAUGAAAGUUUGGGAAAGACCUUAAAGACCAUAAUCGAGGAUUUUUAAUAAAAAUUAUUGAACUAAGAUAGUCAAUAUCGGUGACUGUAAUUGGGGAUUGUAAUGGACUUUUUCUAAUCUUCUACGAAAAUUAUUUGUAGAGCAUAAUAAUCCUGAAUUUUUAGAGCAUAAUAAUCGUGAAUUUUUUUCAAAAAUAUUUUCUUAGGACUUUUAAUGUCACAAUUGUGGAUUUUUAAAAAAUAUGUAUUUUUGGGGACCCUUAAUGUCAAAAUUAAAAUCGUGGACUUUCCAAGUAUAUUUUUCUAAGGACAUAAUUGUGUUUUUUAGUUGUUUUUCACGGACUUUCAAGGACAUAAUCGUGAGUUUAAAAAAAAUUCCAAGGACCUUCAAGAACAUAUUUGUGAAUUUUUAAGCAAUAUUUUUUCAAAACUGCCAAGGACAUAGUCGUGGAUUUUUUAACAAUUUUUUUUUCAAGGAUCAUCCCUGGAUUAGAAAACAAAUAAGGAAUAAUAAUGGAUUUUUUUAAUAAUAUUCGAAACAUCAAAGAGAAUUUGUGGACUAUCGAGAAUAACUAUUUCGGAUAUUUAAAAUUAAUUUUCCAAAGGACUUCCGUGGAUAAUUUUGAAGGACUAUAUUGAGUUUUUAAAAAUAUUUCUAAAUAAUUUUCACAUUUUUCGAACGAUUUUGGUUUUAGAUUCUUAAACAAGGAUUAUUGUGGAUAUUUAAGUAUAUUUUCUGAAGGACUAUAGUAGGCUUUCUUAAGACUCUCAUGUACUUUUUAUACCCUACACCACAAGGUGGUCAGGGUAUUAUGUUUUUGUGCAUUUGUUUGUAACAGGCAAAAGGAAACGAGAUAGACCCAUAGUUCCUUUUGAUGAUCUGCAUAGAAUCACUUUCUGAGUUGAUUUAUGCAUGUCAGUCCGUCUGUCCGUCCGUCCGUCCGUCUGUCCAUGUAUUCUUGUGAACAAAAUGCAGGUCGCAUUUAUUAUCCGAUUGAGAUGAAAUUUUGCAAACAACAUUUGUUUGGCCCAAUGACGAACCCUAUUGAAAUUGGAGAUAAUCGGUAAAAAUUUAGAUAUUGCUCCCAUAUAUAUCUUCGUCCGAUUUGCCUUUUAUUGUGCACCAAACGUGUAAUAUCAGCCCGAAUAGUAUGGAAUUUUGCACAUACAACCAAAUUAUGCCUGAAAAUAAGUAUGCCAAAUUUUAUCGAAAUCGGUUCAGACAUAGCUAUAGCUCCCAUAUAUAUUGUUCAUCCGAUUUGUUAUUUUUGUCCUCCGCAGCCGUAAUAUGCACUCUGUAACAACAAUAUUUUGGGGAAAUAUAUCAAAUGCAGCUCAGAAAUACCUUUGGUAACUUUUAUCGAGAUCGGUUCAGAUUUGGAUAUAGCUCCCAUAUAUAACUUCGUCCGAUUUACAGUUUAUUGUGCACCAAACGUCUAAUAUUUGUCCAAAUGGGAUGGAAUUUGGCACAUACGACCGAAUUUAGUCUAGAAGGUAGUAUGCCAAAUUUGGUGAAGAUCGGUUCAGAUAUAAUUAUAGCUCCCAUAUAUAUUGUUCAUCCGAUUUAUUGUAUUUGUUACCCACAGCCGUAAUAUGCACUCCGUAACAACGAUAUUCAGGGAAAUAUAUUAAAUACAGCUCAGAAAUAUCUUUGCCAAAUUUUAUCGAGAUCGGUUCAGAUUUGGAUAUAGUUCCCAUAUAUAUUUUUAUCCGAUUUCAAAUUAAUUGUGCACCAAAUGGGCAAUACAAGUCCGAAUUUAAAAGAUACAAAUGCUUCGGCAUAUUUAGUCCUUUGAAUUUUAAAUUAUAAUUAUAAUCAUAGCGUGUACGAUUGAAUUCUCCCAUAAAAACUUUUAAUUAUUAAGUGGAGCUCAACUAAGUUAGCAAAGUGGUGUAGGGUAUCAUAAAAUCGGCCCCGCCCGACUUUAAGACUUUCUUUACUGGUUAUAUAUAUUUCCUGAAGGAUGUGUAUUUUUUUUUUUUUUAAUAUUUUCUGAAUGACUUUCGUAAAUUGUCUUUAGAGUAUUUUUCGAAGGACAAUAGUCAAUUGCAUAGGACUUUCGUAAAUUUUCUUAAGAGUAUGUACAGAAGGACCUUAGGGAUUUUUAAGCUAUUUUUUCUGAAUGACUAUUGUGGAUUUUUGGAAAAAGAAUUGUCUUGGAUUAUUAACAACUUGUUUUUAAAGAACUAUUCAGAUCAUUUUAAGAAGAACUUUAGUAGACAAAAAAAAAAAAAGAAAGACUAUUGCUACUUUUUGGAUAGGAAAUUUUUGAAUUUUUGAAAACUAUUUUCUAAAGGAUUAACUUUAAUUUGUUUACAAAAUAAUGUGGAAUGUGUGUAGGACAAUUAUUAUGGAGAGUAAUUAUAGAUUUUUUUACGAAUAUUUCCUAAGGGACUAAAGUGGGUUUUCUAUAUAUUUUAAGAUUUUUGUUAGAAAAGCUAUGAUGGAUUUUUUUAAUAUUUUCUACGAACCAACAAUGAUUUUUUCAAAAAAUGAUUUUAAAGAAUAUUUUUGAAAAACUGACAGGACGAUUUUGGACUUUACUCAAAAAACACUGUACUUUGUUAAUCUAUUAAAGAUAUUCCGGUUAGUUUUUUCAUGAAGUAUGCUGCCCUUAACUCAGCUAUAAACAAGUAAAAAACAGUAAGUUCGUCCGGGCAGAACUUUGAAUACCCUCCACCAAUUGGAAUAAAUUUGGAAAUUUUCAAAAAAAAAUCUGUUAGAAUCUUAAAAAAUACCGAAUAAAGCCCAUAAAAUGGGGUCUAUACUAAGAGGUGGACUUGCAUAGGCAAAUUUUGUUAUAAGCUAUUGUAAUAUUCAAAUACGAAACUUGAAAAAGAAAUCCGGUGCAUAAUGUAGCUCAAAUCAUCAAAAUACCAAAUAUAGGGUGGUACCGUUAUAUCGGGACUAUGCGAAGACCUGGACCUACAUAGACAAUUUUUUGUCACAGGCUGUAGUACCUAUUAGGAACUUCAAAUACGAAAUUUCAAACAAUUUCGGUGAAUAUUGUACCUAAAAUCAUGAAAAUACUGAAUAUAGGGAGGCACUGAUAUAUGGGGCUUAGACGAAGACUGGGCCUGCACAGAUAAUUUUCUGUUAUAGAACUUAGUUCUCAUUACAAACUCUAUAUAUGAAAUUUGAAACAACUCAGGUGAAUAAUGUUGCUAAAAUGAUCAAAAUACCAAAUAUUGGGAGGUACCGUUGUAUGGAGGCUAUACGAAGAGGUGGGCCUGGAUAGACAAUUUUUUUCAUAGGCUUUAGUACCUAUUACGAAUUCUAAAUACGAAAUUUAAAACAACUCGGGUCAAUAAUGUCCCUAAAAUCGUCAAAAUAUCGAAUAUAGGGAGCUACCGUUAUAUGGGGUAUAUAUGAUAUCUUGGACAGUGCUCUUCCAGGGGCUAAAGUACUCAGGAGGAACUCCUUUGGGGAUUUUCAGAAAAUUUCAUUGAAAAUUUUGGCUAAAAUCAUUGAAAGUACCGAAUAUCAGAGGGGCACCGAUAUAUAUGGGGUUAUACAAUAUCGUGAAUCGAUAUAGCUCAUCUUCCAACUUGACCUGCCUGCAGACAAAAGAUUGAUGUGUGUAAAAUUUUAGCUUCCUAUCUUUAUUCGUUUUGACUCUAGCGUGACGGACAGACGGACAAAAGAAUUUUACGCUGAUGUCUAAAAUUAUUAUUUCGAUGAGAUACAAACAGAUUGACGAACUUACUACACCCUCCACACUAUGUAUGGUGGAGGGUAUUAAAAACGCUUUGGGUCGUCUUCGAUAUAAAGACUUCAUCUGCAAUUCGUCCCUAAAUGCCGAAUACCUUCAGUUCGUUUAUAAAAACUCCCUCUUCAGCUUACCCAUAAAAACUUCUUCAACUUAUCACUAGAGAGAAAUAAUUCCUUUUAUUUGACAAUAUAAACUCCCUCCUUCUUCUCUAUACAAACUCCCUACAUCUUCCCUUUCAGCUCUUCUACAAAAAAUAAAAUAUAUUCUAUUUUCCAACCACUGUCCAUUCCAUGGAAUGAUGCAGAAAUCCAAAAAAAUCGCACACUCGCAUUACAUAAGACAUAAAC
Molecule: messenger RNA, 7997 nt
Organism: Musca domestica (house fly)
Lineage: Eukaryota; Metazoa; Arthropoda; Insecta; Diptera; Muscidae
Exons: 8
Coding region: 405-2834 (809 amino acids)
Source: RefSeq, a predicted model, not a curated record